Charadrius vociferus (killdeer) is the source of this 2481-nucleotide messenger RNA. It is a transcript of the gene NPAS2, whose product is annotated as neuronal PAS domain protein 2. NCBI's taxonomy places the organism in Eukaryota, Metazoa, Chordata, Aves, Charadriiformes, Charadriidae. Gene Ontology annotation, cellular component: nucleus; cytoplasm; CLOCK-BMAL transcription complex. Gene Ontology annotation, molecular function: RNA polymerase II cis-regulatory region sequence-specific DNA binding; DNA-binding transcription factor activity, RNA polymerase II-specific; protein dimerization activity. The record is from RefSeq and is a predicted model, not a curated record. Gene Ontology annotation, biological process: regulation of transcription by RNA polymerase II; circadian regulation of gene expression.
AUGGAUGAAGAUGAGAAAGACAGGGCAAAGAGGGCUUCGCGUAACAAGUCUGAGAAGAAGAGGCGCGAUCAGUUCAAUGUUCUCAUCAAAGAGCUCAGCUCCAUGCUUCCAGGCAACACUCGCAAAAUGGACAAAACUACUGUGCUGGAAAAAGUCAUUGGCUUUCUGCAGAAACACAAUGAAGUCUCGGCACAGACGGAGAUUUCUGAAAUUCAGCAGGUUUUUUUUGACUGGAAGCCUUCAUUUCUCAGCAACGAAGAAUUCACCCAGCUGAUGUUGGAGGCAUUAGAUGGCUUCAUUAUAGCAGUAACCACAGGUGGAAGCAUCAUCUACGUGUCUGACAGCAUCACACCUCUUCUAGGGCAUUUACCGUGUGAUGUCUUGGAUCAGAAUUUGCUAAAUUUCCUCCCAGAACAAGAACAUUCAGAGAUUUAUAAGAUGUUAUCUUCUUGUAUGCUUAUGACAGAUUCUGCCUCAUCGGAUUACCUAAAAACUGACAAUGAACUAGAGUUUUAUUGUCAUCUUCUGAGAGGAAGUUUGAACCCAAAGGAAUUUCCAACAUAUGAAUACAUAAAAUUUGUAGGAAAUUUUCGGUCUUACAGCAAUGUGCCUAACUCCACAUGCAAUGGCUUUGACGAGGCUGUCCCAAGGGCUUACAGAACAUCCCCGGGAAAGCAGAUCUGCUUCGUUGCGACUGUUCGUUUGGCAACGCCUCAGUUUUUAAAGGAGAUGUGCAUCGUGGAAGAACCUCUAGAGGAAUUCACAUCAAGACACAGUCUGGAGUGGAAAUUUUUAUUCCUGGAUCACAGAGCACCGCCGAUUAUAGGAUACUUGCCUUUUGAAGUGCUGGGUACUUCUGGCUACGACUAUUACCAUAUAGACGACCUAGAGCUGCUAGCAAGGUGCCACGAACACUUGAUGCAGUUUGGCAAGGGGAAGUCGUGCUGCUAUCGGUUUCUGACCAAAGGACAGCAGUGGAUCUGGCUCCAGACCCAUUACUAUAUCACCUACCACCAGUGGAACUCCAAGCCAGAGUUCAUUGUGUGCACACACAUGGUGGUAAGUUAUGCAGAUGUUCGGGUGGAGAGGAGACAGGAGAUGGGCUUGGAAGAAGUGUCCUCAGAGGUUGUGUCCUCAGCACUAAAGGACAGUGGCGCCAGCUUGGAUCCUGAACAGCACUUUAAUGCACUUGAUAUUGGUGCCUCAAUCCUCAGCACUAGUCGGACACCCUCAGUAUCAUCCAGGAGCUCACCAAAAUCUUCCCACACGCCCAAGUCAGACCCAGCAUCUACGCCAACAAAGCUGAUUGCAGAGUCUAACACACCCUUGCCAAGAACACCAAGCACGCAGCAGGAUUUAUCCGUGCAUAGACUCAGUCAACCUGCUGCUCUUCAGGUUUCUUUGCCUUCGCAGCCUUCAUGUGAGCUUCUCCCACAGCAGUUGCUGCCUCAAGCAACUCUGCAGAAUCAGCCUGCACCUCUGGCACAGUUCUCAGCACAGUUCAGCAUGUUCCAGACCAUCAAGGACCAGCUGGAGCAGCGGACCCGGAUCCUGCAGGCCAACAUCCGCUGGCAGCAGGAGGAGCUCCAGAAGAUACAGGAGCAGCUCUGCCUGGUCCAGGACUCCAGCGUACAGAUGUUCCUACAGCAGCCAACGGUGUCCCUGAGCUUUAGCAAUACUCAGCAGCCAGAGCCACAACAGCUACAGCAGAGGUCAGGGGCCAUUUCGCAGCAGCAGCUUGUCCCCAGUCCUCAAAUUCAAGGGCAAAUUGCAUCUUCGCAAACAGCGAACCAGCAAGCACUGAGAGAAGCAAGCGUCAUAUCGAGCCAGGUUUACUUCCAUCACUGGGCUUUUUCAGCAGUGCUAAUCACACCUAACUUUGCUCGUGUCUCCACGGGGUGGCUGUUCGUCUCCUUGACCGCUUGCCAGGAGGACCGGGGCGGCUUUGCUUUCACAGCGCCCUGGUCCCACGGGUUUCUCGAGCGGGUGACACAAAGCGUGGGGCGGCCGCGGGUACCGCUGCUGCUCAGCCAGCCCAUCCAGCCCAUGAUGCCCGGGUCCUGUAACGCAAGACACCCUUCAGACCUCAGCAUGGCGGGAUCCCAGGCUAAAUACUCUCAAACCCAACAAAUGUUUCAAAGUUUGGAAGUGCAGACUUCCAGCAGCGGCUCUCCAAUCGUACUGAUGGGACAAGCAGUGUUAAACCAAGGGUUCGCCACUACACCUCCUUCCCAGCCAUCCUCUCUGCCACCUAUGCAACUCCAGCACCAACAGCAUCAGCAACAACGCUACCUGCAGGUGCCAACACCAAGUUCUUUGCACAAUGAGCAACCCGAUUCUUUGCUCCUGCCAUCUUACUCACCACAGCAAGGAAAUAUGGGGUAUCAUCAGACACAGCAGCAGCAGCAGCAGCAGCAACUAACAUCAAGAAGAAGCAAUAGCUUAUCAGAAUCAUCAAAUUUACCACAGCCACUGCGAUAG